AUGGGUUUGACUCCAGAGCUCGAAGAGCUCAUCAAGAACAACGACGCCGAUGGCCUGGAAGCCAAAUUCACAAAGCAAGGACGACCUCGAAAAGAGACGAGGGCCGUCACACAGAAAGAUAAAGAUCAUUGUCUUGAUGUGGCGAUGCCACAUGCGGAUUUCGACGUCCUCGAAGUAUUGUUCAGACACGAGGCUAAGUUGUCCCGUCAGUCAUUUGAUGCUGCGUUGGAGAGGGGAAACCAGGACACGAGCUUACUGGAUCUGAUGCUCAAGUGGGGAUGGGAUGUAGGAGGUACGGGGCUUUGGUAUGGAGAAAGCGUGGCUGGCGCUUCGAUCUAUGAAGAGAACACUCUUCGCUGGGUGCUAGAACACGGCGCAGAGCUGAAUGUCGUUUCGAAUCCUCGGUUGGUAGGCUCAUGCGCAGACUUCGCUACACCGUUACAGAAGGCGGCUUCGUGUGGCUCGGUGAAGGCCAUGGACAUUUUGCUUGAGUUUGGCGCCAGACCGGAUGCGUCGGUCAUCUUUCAUGCUAUCCGCUCGCAGGUUACCGAAUCGGUGGAGUUUCUGCUUGCAAAGGGUGUACCUCCGGAUGUUGUGUCGCAGACAUGGGGUACGCCGCUGAAGUGCGCUGUUCGGUGCCGUAAUGCAGAGGCGGUGGAGGUUUUGCUCGCAUGUGGCGCGGAUCCUGAGGUGAUUUGCUUUGGGUCGACGGCUGCGGAUGAUGCUAGGAAGCGUGGGGAUGUUGGAAGCGAGGAUGAAGAGGAGAAGUAA
Molecule: messenger RNA, 771 nt
Organism: Alternaria ethzedia
Lineage: Eukaryota; Fungi; Ascomycota; Dothideomycetes; Pleosporales; Pleosporaceae
Exons: 3
Coding region: 1-771 (256 amino acids)
Molecular function (GO): protein binding
Source: RefSeq, a predicted model, not a curated record